This is a messenger RNA of Mus pahari (shrew mouse), 2367 nucleotides long. It is a transcript of the gene Klhdc8a, whose product is annotated as kelch domain containing 8A. The coding region runs from base 529 to 1581 and encodes 350 amino acids. The transcript is spliced from 5 exons. NCBI's taxonomy places the organism in Eukaryota, Metazoa, Chordata, Mammalia, Rodentia, Muridae. The record is from RefSeq and is a predicted model, not a curated record. Gene Ontology annotation, molecular function: protein binding.
GGGAGGCGGUGCGGGGAGCCGGCGUCCUCCAGCCGGAGCUCGGCUUCUGGCGACCGCUCGCCUGCGCGGGUGACGGCGGCGUGCGGGCUGGAAAGGACAGGGAGCGCUGUCCUCCGCUCCGCGGCUGCCAGGCGGACGGUGAAAGCCUCGGGUGGCUGUGGGCGCCGCCCGGGAGCUAGUGCUGGGCGAGCGCGGCGCCCACGCGCGGUGGGGUGGGCUCCGAGCUCCCGGGGACCGGGCGGGGCGGGGCGCAUCCUGCAAAGUUGACCCAGGGUGAGCUACCGCUGGCGCCCUGCUGCCCUAGAUUCGUCCAGUUCUUCCCGCGGAGCCAGGCGUGGACAUCGCUGCCCCGCUGACACCCAAGGGACCCGGAGAAGCCAGCGGGCGUCGGCGGGAGCCCGUGCAGCGAGAGAUGGAGGCUGAGAGAGGGGACUCGCGGGCCCGCGCCCUGUAGCCCGCGGGCCCCGGGGCUGGACCUUGUCCGGACGCUGUGGGGGGCGCGUGAGCAGGGCCCUUCCCCGGGCUGCCAUGGAAGUGCCCAAUGUCAAGGACUUUCAGUGGAAGCGCCUUGCUCCACUGCCUAGCCGCCGGGUCUAUUGCUCACUGCUGGAGACUGGGGGGCAGGUCUAUGCCAUCGGGGGAUGUGAUGACAAUGGCGUCCCUAUGGACUGCUUUGAGGUCUACUCUCCCGAGGCCGACCAGUGGACCUCCCUGCCCUCCUUACCCACAGCCCGGGCCGGGGUAGCGAUCACUGCCCUAGGAAAGCGGAUUAUGGUGAUCGGGGGUGUGGGCACCAAUCAACUGCCCGUGAAGGUCGUGGAAAUGUACAACAUCGAUGAGGGCAAGUGGAAGAAGAGAAGCGUCCUGCGCGAGGCUGCCAUGGGCAUUUCUGUCACAGCCAAAGAUUACCGAGUGUAUGCCGCAGGAGGGAUGGGCCUGGACCUACGUCCACACAACUACUUGCAACACUAUGACAUGCUGAAGGACAUGUGGGUGUCACUAGCUCCUAUGCCCACCCCAAGAUACGCUGCCACCUCCUUCCUACGGGGCUCCAAGAUCUAUGUGCUGGGGGGACGACAAUCUAAGUAUGCAGUCAAUGCCUUCGAGGUCUUUGAUAUAGAGUCUCGGUCCUGGACCAAGUUCCCCAAUAUUCCCUGUAAGCGGGCCUUCUCCAGCUUUGUGACCCUGGACAAUCACUUGUACAGCCUGGGAGGCCUGCGGCAGGGCCGUCUGUACCGGCAGCCCAAGUUCCUCCGGACAAUGGAUGUGUUCGACAUGGAACAGGGGGGAUGGCUGAAGAUGGAACGCUCAUUCUUCCUCAAGAAACGCCGGGCAGACUUUGUGGCUGGCGGCCUGAGUGGAAGGGUCAUAGUGGCUGGGGGCCUGGGAAACCAGCCCACUGUCCUGGAGACAGCAGAAGCAUUCCACCCUGAGAAGAACAAGUGGGAGGCGCUUCCCCCCAUGCCUACACCCCGCUGUGCCUGCUCCAGCAUUGUCUUCAAGAACUGCCUCCUGGCUGUGGGGGGUGUCAGCCAGGGACUGAGCGAUGCAGUAGAGGCAUUGUUUGUCUCUGACUCCUAGCCGGCCGAGCAGCAGCGCUUUUGCCUGGACAGCAUCACUCCAGUCCUGACGUGAGGAAUGAUCUCAUCAAAGCAGUUUGGACUACUUCCUCAGGCUUCUACUCCUGUGAAGAGACAGUGAGGUCAAGCCCUGGGGCUCUCAGUGACCUCUCUCUAACCCUGCACUCUCAGAAAGCAGAGCUGACGCCGCCAGUCGGUCAGUGCUGGGCGGUGGACCAGGGAGAAGCCUCACUCAGUGCUCAGACACAGCAGGGCAAAGCUCCCUCCUCUCACCUACCUCCUGAGGUGGAGGGCAGUUGCCACCCAGAGGGAGAUCCUUGUUGUCCUUCUCCAUCUCUGAGGUAGUUUGAGUGUCAUGAGAGAUAGACUGAUGAAGAACAGGGCACCCCAGCCCCUUGUUUCUCUUUGGUUGACAUCCAUUCCCCAUAUAGAAGUCAACUGUGGACCUGCCCCAGAUCUCACCUACUUAUCAGGAAUUGCACUUGAAGCUAGGGCAGUUGUGUAGGAAGGAAGCUGGGGGCUCACACACCAGGCCAACAGCUUUGGCAGAAGGGACUCUUUCUCUCAGGUCCCUGUUGGGCAUGUGAUGAUGGAGUGUCAAUAUCUUCUGUAUUCUGCCUUCUGUCACCUUCUCCUGACCUGAGGGCCUGGUCACUCUGUGUCCCAACAACUCUCAGAGUGUUUCUGCGUGAAACCAUCUCAUUUACAUACACUGUGGCUUCCAAAUCCACAAAGGGUGGAUUAAUUGCACUCUGGUUAAUAACAGCAGCACAACAAUUGGCAUCUU